Molecule: messenger RNA, 3595 nt
Organism: Olea europaea var. sylvestris
Lineage: Eukaryota; Viridiplantae; Streptophyta; Magnoliopsida; Lamiales; Oleaceae
Product: ubiquitin carboxyl-terminal hydrolase 9-like
Exons: 15
Coding region: 226-3000 (924 amino acids)
Biological process (GO): protein deubiquitination
Molecular function (GO): cysteine-type deubiquitinase activity
Source: RefSeq, a predicted model, not a curated record
ACCAUGAAAUGAACGGACGGAGAGUUGAAAAUCGGACAAAAGACUCUGAAAACGCUUUUCUCUCGAUUUUCUCUAUCUAUUUCGAUCAAAGAUUCAAAGCGAGAAACUAGAAAUCUAGGGUUCCUCAAGUCUCUACCCAUUGCUAUACUUAUCUCCCUGCGGACGAUUAUUUUUAUAUUUCUUCAUUCAUUACAUUCUCUCUGGAAAAUUCUCCGAUCUGCGAUCAUGACGAUUCCGGAUUCGUCUGGGUACAAUUACAUGAUGGAGAAUGGAUCGAUAGACUUACCAUGCAAGCCCGAGGAAGAGAGGAGGAUUGUUCAGGAUUUGACCGCUAAAGCUGAGACUAGUUUGCGCGAAGGCAAUUUGUACUAUGUUAUAUCUAAAAGGUGGUUCAGUGUCUGGGAAAGAUACACAUUGCAAGUAGAUGGUGCUUCUCUAUUUGAAUCCGAGUCCUUGAUAUCGACAGAUUCAGGAGCUAGGCCUGGACCAAUUGAUAACUCUGAUAUAAUUGCAAAUGGAAAGGAUAAUAAGGAUGAUGAUCCGCAGCUUCUUAGAACUCUCGAAGAAGGGCGUGAUUAUGCAUUAGUUCCGCAAGAAGUUUGGGAGAAGCUUUUGGAGUGGUACAAAGGAGGGCCACCAUUGCCUCGGAAAAUGAUUUCUCAGGGAGAACAACAUAAGCAGUUCAGUGUGGAGGUUUUCCCUCUGUGUCUCUGUUUAAUAGAUUCCAGAGACAAGAGUGAAGUGAUUAUAAGGUCAAGUAAAAAGGAUUCUUUACAUGAUCUAUAUGAGAGAGUGUGUCAGCUUAAAGGGAUAGUCCAAGAAAAGGCACAUAUCUGGGACUUUUUCAAUAAGCGGAAGCAUACAGUUUUGAUCCCUUCAAACCAAACACUGGAGGAAUCUAACUUGCAGAUGGAUCAAGAUAUUCUUCUUGAGGUGCUAGUUGAUGGGUUUGACAUGGAUUCAACUGGAAAUGGUUUAGCAUUGGUUCCUGUAGAACCUCCAACAUCAUCUGUUACAAUUGCUGGUGGCCCAAGUUUGUCAAAUGGUUAUUCAACUGGCUAUGGCUCCAAAAUCUAUCAACGAAGUAAUUUAAGCUCCACAUUUGGAGAUAUGGAGGAUGGAUAUGACAGCUUGAGACCGAUACAGAGAGGUGAGAAGGGAGGUAUGGCAGGAUUGCAGAAUCUGGGGAACACUUGCUUCAUGAAUAGUUCUAUCCAGUGUUUAGUUCAUACACCACCCCUCGCUGAGUAUUUCUUGGAAGAUUACAGUGAGGAAAUCAACAGACAAAAUCCUCUUGGAAUGAAUGGUGAGCUUGCUCUUGCAUUUGGUGAGUUGUUGAGGAAACUGUGGUCCUCUGGUAGCACUCCAGUUGCUCCUCGAGCUUUUAAAGGAAAACUUGCUCGUUUUGCUCCCCAGUUCAGUGGGUAUAACCAGCAUGAUUCACAGGAGCUUCUUGCCUUUUUACUUGAUGGGCUGCACGAAGAUUUAAACCGUGUUAAGCAGAAACCAUACUUUGAAACAAAGGAUUCUGAUGGUCAGCCUGAUGAUGAAGUUGCAGAAGAGUUUUGGAGAUACCACAAGGCCCGAAAUGACUCUGUAAUUGUUGACGUUUGCCAGGGCCAAUACAAAUCGACACUGGUCUGCCCAGUUUGCUGCAAAAUCUCAAUAACAUUUGAUCCUUUCAUGUACCUGUCCUUGCCUCUUCCUUCAGUAGCCACUCGGACAAUGACAGUAACAAUGUUUUAUGGCAAUGGAAGUGGCCUUCCUAUACCAUUCACCGUUACUGUCCUGAAGCAAGGAUGCUGCAAAGAUCUUAUCCAGGCUGUAAGCGCUGCAUGUUGCUUACAAAGUGAUGAAUAUCUGCUCCUUGCAGAGGUCUAUGAAAAUCGGAUAUAUAAGUACCUGGAAAAUCCAUCAGAAGCAUUGAUUUCAAUAAAGGAUGAUGAACAUAUUGUUGCUUACAGACUCCCUAAACGUGGAGCAGAGGUAACAAGACUAGAGAUAUGUCACCGACAUGAUGAAAGCAAUAGGAAGCUAUUUCUGACACCAUUAGUUACUUCGUUGGAAGAUCUGCAAUGUGGAGCUGAUAUCGAGCUUGCUGUUAACAGAAUGCUUUCCCCAUUACGAAGGAAAGCAUUUUUCUCUCCAGCACCAGUUCAUAGUGGGCAGGAAAAUGGCUAUGCCUUAGAUGCACCAGGAGAGAGAAAUGACUGCAGUAGCACUGUGUUGAGACCUGGGAUCCAAUCAGCAGGUGACAGAGAACUGGAAGGAAAGUCCAUCAGUGAGUUGUCAUUACGGCUUUUCCUCGCCAACGAUCGAGGUUUAAGUUUCAGGCCAAUUGUGAAGGAGUCACCAAUAAAACCUGGCGGUUUGGUGAAAGUCAUCCUAGAGUGGACUGACAAAGAACAUGAGUUAUAUGAUGCCAGCUUUCUCAGGGAUCUUCCUGAAGUUCACAAGACAGGAGUUGCAGCUAAGAAAACCAAGCAGGAAGCCAUCUCUUUGUUUUCCUGCUUGGAUGCCUUUCUAAAAGAGGAACCUCUAGGCCCUGAUGAUAUGUGGUAUUGUCCCCGGUGCAAAGAACAUAGGCAAGCAACUAAAAAAUUGGAUUUAUGGAGGUUGCCAGAUGUACUUGUUUUUCACUUGAAGCGAUUCUCAUAUAGCCGAUGGCUGAAGAACAAACUGGACACUUUUGUGAAUUUUCCCAUCUAUAAUCUGGAUUUAAGCAAAUAUGUGAAGAGCAAUGAUGCAUCCGAAGGUUCACAUGUGUACGAGCUAUAUGCCAUUAGCAAUCAUUAUGGGGGCCUUGGGGGUGGUCACUAUUCUGCGUAUUGUAAGUUAAUUGAUGACAAUAGAUGGUAUCAUUUCGAUGAUGCUCAUGUUUCACCUGUCAGUGAGUCUGAAAUCAAGACAUCUGCUGCUUAUGUAUUGUUUUACCGGAGAGUUAAAUGUCAAACGAAUGGAACGGUGGGUGAAACAUCGCAAAGUCAUGGGGCUUGUUGAAUGCUAUCUUGAUGAAAAGCAACAGAUGAGAGAACUUUCGGUCCGACGUAAAGAUGUCGCGGAACCUUUUCAACUUUCAAGGUACUGUCUCAUAAGGUUUUUUUGUCAUAUCUUCAACAUAAUAAUUGUAAUUGUGGACAAAAUGAUCGCAAACUCCUAAGAUCCCGAUUCCUUGCACAAAGUACUAAUUAAUUAAUACAUACAAUCAAAAUCAUUAUAAUAAAUGGCUCCAUGUAUGCAUAUGGAUAAUCUGGCUACCUUUUCCCAAAAGCAUAAUUAAGAAAUCGCUAAGACUAAACACAGCCAUAUGAACAUAAACAUCACAAGGAUUGGCAGCCAGCAUCAAACAGAAGAGGGCCAAGCAUAGAUCUUCGGUGGAAAUUGGUGUUGAUGCACUUUUCUGUGAUUUUAAGCAAUGAAAGAAAUUAACAUUAUUAUCAUAUAAGUGCAAAGGAACAGAAAUUCACCUUUUCCUAACUCCCUUUUAUUCACUUUACCCCACUUGGUUGAAACUGGACAUUGCCCUCUGAAUCCUCCAAAACAUCGGCUAAUAAAGUAGAAAUGCAAUAAUAGGUGAAACCAACUUGCACCAAAA